AAUAAAGCUGUAAGAUAGAAACAGCAGCAGUUGAUGAACUCUGGAAAGAAGAGAAACGGUUUGAAGCUCAGCAGGAACUGCUCAGUAACGGUUGAAGGAAAGUUUGGAGAGAGAAAAGCUACCAGAGAUGUGGAGACAGCAGGUCAAACAGCGACUGGAUGCAGCAGAGGAGCAGAGACACGAAAUACUGGAUGCUGCUUUCAGCCCCGAAGAUUCCGAUGUUCAACUAAUGCUGCUGGUUGAAGAUGAUACUCCUACAGAACAGAGUUCUGAUGUGGACCAGCAGGAUCCAGAGCUGGUUCUGGUAAAGGAGGAGCGGGGAGAUCCCUGGAUCAGUCUGGAGGAAGAGACGCUUAAUGUGAAGGAGGAGACUGAUGAUGCGUCAUUUCCAUUAAAUAUAGUUAUUGUCAAGUGUGAGGAUGAUGAUGAUGGUGAUGGUGAUGAGAAACCUUUGUUCUCACAUCUUCAUCAAGCAGAAGAUGAAGAUCUUCCAAGUAGCAGCAGCAGCUCAACUGAGAAGAAGAAAGCGGAAACUGACGAAGAUGACUGUGAAGUAGCAGGAUCCAGCAGAAGGCUGGAUCGAAAUGCUCGUGGAGACACUUUGAAUUCUUCAGAGACUGAAGAAAGUGAGGAUUAUCAUGAAUCGAAGCUUCCUGACUCUGAGUUGAAACCCUUGUCAGAUUCUGAGCCUGAAACUAAAGAUGUUGACCGUGACUGGGCUCCUGGCUCCGGUGGAAACCUCGUUAAAUCUUUCAGCUGCUCUGAGUGCGGCAAUCAGUUUGCAAGCAAGCGUUCUCUUCAGAGACACAUGACGUGUCAUUCAAUCAUCAGAUCCUUGAACUGUUCGGUCAACAAUAAGUGUGUUAGGAAGCAGAAGAACGUAACUUCCCCAAGGAAAGACCCGAACACUCUGAAAUAUUUUAGCUGUGACUGUGGAAAAAGUUUUACCAGAAGAACAGAUCUGAAGAUUCACAUGAGAAUCCACACCGGAGAGAAGCCGUUUUGUUGUGACGUUUGUGGUCAAAGGUUCAACCAACAGGCCCAUUUGAACCAGCACACCAGAAUCCAUACAGGAGACAAACCGUUUUGUUGUGAUGUUUGUGGGAAAAGAUUUAGUCAAAAGGCACAUUUAAACCGACACACAACAAGCCACUCAGGAGAGAAACCCUUUGAGUGUAACGUUUGUGGCCAGAGAUACAGCCAACAGGCAAAUUUAAACAAACACAGGAGGAGCCACACUGGAGAGAAACCCUUCGGAUGUGAUCUAUGUGGACAACGAUUUAGCCACAAGGAGUCGCACAAAAUCCACAUGAGAUUGCAUUCAGGAGAAAAACCGUUUGGCUGUGAGGUUUGUGGACAAAGGUUUAGCCACAAGGAGUCCCAUAAAAUCCACAUGAGAACACACACAGGAAUGAAACCGUUUGCCUGCGAGGUAUGUGGACAAAGGUUUGGCUACAAGUCAAAUUUAAAAAUCCACAUGAGACUCCACACUGGAGAGAAACCAUUUUCCUGUGAUCUUUGUGGACAAAGGUUUAUCCAGAAGGCAAAUCUGGACAAACACAUGAGAGUCCACAUGGAAGGGAGAGGUGUUUUACUCUGAACAUCAGGAUGGCUCUUAAAAGACACAAGAGUUCAGUCUGCAAAGAUUUGUUCUGAAUUAUUAGCAUGGCAAGGAGCUAUGAUAAUUCAUGUUUAAUGUCUGCAGGGUUCAGAGUUCAUUUGUUCUUCAAACAAUAUUGACAUGCAUUUGUUCCUCUGAAUGAAAUGCCAUAAAAUCAAUGUUCAGAUUUAUAUUUUAGUUGUUUGUCCACAAAUUUGCACCAAAUUUAAGAGGUAAUUUUCAAUGUUUUGAGCACAGAGGUCUAAAUUAUUAUAGCUCUAAUAAUAACCAGUUGAUUUGGCAUAAAAACACAGCUUGGUUUUGAAGUCAGUUUGUUCAGAGUAACAAGUUUGAUGAAUUUCCGGUUCCCUGAACUUCAAGUUUCUGAUUUUUGUAAAGGAGAUUAAACCAAUAAAAUGUUAGUUUCCUGUUUAGGGUUCGCAGUGAGAGAGGAGCCAGGUUUUUAGUUGCAUUUGAUUCUAAACUGGACUUUGUGUGAAAAACACUCAGAUGUCUUUAAAGAAGACCAACAGGAUGGAGACCGUUGCUGCACAACGUUUAAGGUUGGAUGUGAAAGAAAGAAUGAAUGUAAUGACCUCAUUCUGUCUGCAUAAACCCAAAGAUUUCUAAGAAAAAACGAGCAGUUCUAAUAAACCAUAAAUUACUGAA
Molecule: messenger RNA, 2269 nt
Organism: Girardinichthys multiradiatus
Lineage: Eukaryota; Metazoa; Chordata; Actinopteri; Cyprinodontiformes; Goodeidae
Product: zinc finger protein OZF-like
Exons: 2
Coding region: 128-1600 (490 amino acids)
Biological process (GO): regulation of transcription by RNA polymerase II
Molecular function (GO): DNA-binding transcription factor activity; RNA polymerase II cis-regulatory region sequence-specific DNA binding
Source: RefSeq, a predicted model, not a curated record